Molecule: messenger RNA, 4125 nt
Organism: Conger conger (European conger)
Lineage: Eukaryota; Metazoa; Chordata; Actinopteri; Anguilliformes; Congridae
Product: BSD domain-containing protein 1-like
Exons: 11
Coding region: 347-1573 (408 amino acids)
Cellular component (GO): cytoplasm
Source: RefSeq, a predicted model, not a curated record
UUACUUUAGCCAGUUUCAGUUAGAUAACGAGCUUAACGUUCGCUAGUUAGCUAGCUAGCCAACUAGAACAACCACGAACCAAUACCGAAAGCUGCUUGUAUUUGCUGUGCUGCUAGUAAGCUAGCUAGCUAGGCAACUACUGCAUCAUUCGCUAAAUUACAUAAGAAUAAUACAUACAGGGAAUUCAUCUUGAAAUGCAUGUACUGCGAAAUGACUAAGUUACCCAUGGCUGGCUAAUUUAGAAAUCCUAAUAACUCCGUGUUAUUUGAAAGGGUCCAAGAAAAGUCAUCAUUGCUGUUUCAGCUGCUGAUUUCACUAUACUAGCUAGGCUAUACGGAUAAAUAAAAUGGCUAGCGACGAAGGUUGGUGGGGGGGCUGGUUGCAGCAAAGUUUCCAGGCUGUCAAAGAUAAGUCGGCAGAAGCUUAUGAGUUUAUAAAACGUGACCUGACCGAGUUCUCCAGCGUAGUGCAACAGGACACGGCAUGCAGCAUCGCUGCCACAGCCACCGCUGUGAGGGGCAGGCUAGCAGUGGAAAGAUCCUCAGAGGCAACAGAUAAAGUGAAGAAAAGUCUUUCCAAUAUUUUGGGGGUGAUAACAGACACCUUGGUCCCCCCACCAGACAAAACCAUCGACUGUAAUGUCAUUACACUGGUGGCAACCCCAGCGGGGACCACUGAGGUGUAUGACAGCGUCAAAGCCCGUCUCUACAGCCUGCAAGCUGACCCUGCCACUUACUGCAGUGAACCGGAUGGUCCUCCAGAGCAGUUUGAGGCCUGGUUUUGCAGCUUCAGUCUGGAGGAGAAGAAAGGGGAGAUCUCUGAACUAUUGGUCAGCAGCCCCUCUAUACGUGCCCUCUACACCAAAAUGGUCCCUGUAGCAGUUUCUCACUCUGAAUUCUGGCAACGGUACUUUUACAGAGUCUUUCAGCUGGAUCAGGAGGAGGAGAGGAGACUGGCGCUGAAACGGAGAGCGGAGAAAAGCACUGACUCAGAGGGGCUGGACUGGGAGGAAGAGGAAGAUGAGUUCAUGGUGGCCACGUUCACAUCUCGCUCGCACCUGAAGUCCCAGGAGGAGUCCUGCUUCACUUCGCUCUGCGCUUCCCCCGCCCCGCCGGUUCUGACCCUGCCCGCCGGACCGCCGGACGCUGGGCCCCUGACCGGGUCCGAGACGCUUGGGCUGGAGCAGGUUGGCGCUGACGAGGAGCUGGCCCUGAGGCUCACAGAGGCCAGCGCUGAGGACCCCGGACCGGACCGGGGCCCCUCGCUGCUGGGGACGGGCCGGGUCGCUGCGACGGGGGAGUCCAGCUACGCUGAGGUCGAGCUGGAACCCGCUACCAAGACCGCAGAGACUCUGAGAGGGGACGGGUCACAUGACCUGAGGGUUUAUGAGCUCCACUCUGACAGCGGGAAGUCCAGCCCCUCUAUCAGCGACAAGGAAGGCUGGAGUACAGAUGUCAGCGAGGACUGGGAGAAGGACUUCGACCUGGACAUGACCGAAGAGGAGGUUAAAUUAGCGCUGGCGAUGAACACGGAUGGAGAGCUGGAUGAUGAAGACUGGGAGAACUGGGACUGAGGAGCAUGGCAUCUCCCCCAGAUGAACCAGGCCGUGUGUGUAACUCCCGGUUCCAGCAUCGCUUUGCCACGUGCAGAAAAGCGUGGGAUGUCGGAAUCAUUUGGGCUAUUUCUCACAAACCCCGGCUAAAUGUCACCUACCCCAAAAACCAGAGGGAAUGACUUAGGCCCGCUGCUGGGCUGGAGGAAGAGGCGCUAAGCUGUCGUCCUUCUUCUGCUUUAGGCGCUAGUAAUUGUUGUCAUGGUGAUAGCGGGGCCAGCACACAACGUUGAGUCUGCUGGGCUGCGUUUCCGUUGGAGAGCGGAGGUGAACUUCGGCAAAGAGCUCAGAAAUGAUGGUAAUUGUCAAGCGUAAAUGUUGCUUCUCCUUAAAAAUGUCCUUCAGAAGAAACAUACUCGUGUGAAACGUCUGUGUGUGGGUGGCUGGUAAUCCCAGGAGGAGAUGCUGAAGAUGUGUACACGGAUAAGCUUUUUGGCCUGUUGAAAUAUUGAAAUGAAAGUAAAUAUGUUUAAAAUGAUAUUAUAUGCAGGUAAUGUCCUACAGCGUGGCAUUUCCAUUAGUGUCCUUGACUUUGGGGUGGUUGCAGUGUUCAUUAAAUGCUUCUAUAGUACAAAAAAAAAAUGCAAUAUGCUGUCUGAUUCAGUCUUGACAAAGGGAAGUAAUUAAAAUGAAAAGUACUGGCAAGCCCAUUAUGCUUAAUUGGAGGUAACACUCUUGUCAGCACUUCAGAUAUGCUGUAUCAUGAUUUUAAUAACUUUAUAAAAAUGUGUUCAGUAGUGUCGUGCAACCUUUCACAAUUAAAAAGCUUGGUAACAUGACAACAGUAUAUUUUUCCAAGACUUUAAGAUUAACUGUAUUGGCUCUGGAUAAUAUACUGUAUCUGUGUAGCUGUCAUGGUACUGCUUCUGACAGGAGCUUAUUGAGUGCGUUGGCCCAUUGUUGAUGGAUAUUAAAGUGCAAAUUUGUUCUCCAAAGAGGUGGAUUUUUGAUUGCAGAAUUUUUUCGCAUUGCAUAUUCACUAAGUGUGAAUAUGGAAAUUUGGGUUUAAUGGAAAUAUAGCCAUUUAAACUCUCACUUAGGAAUUCUGCUCUUAAAUCUAAAUUUCUAAAUCUGUAAAGGAAAUAAUAUUUGGUAUAUAAAUUGUUGGUCCAUGGAUAACUUUUUUUGUCCUUGAAUUAUUGUUGAGUAUAUUGUUUAAAUUUAUUAAAAUCGCAAUGCAACUUAUGUGGUUAAUUCAUUAUUCAUGAUAUAAUAUACCCCCAUUACUAUCCCUGAGAACUAAAGCUGCAGUCUAAAUUUCAAUGUAUUGAGGAAUGAUAUAUCAGGAAGUUUUAUUUGUAACAAUAUGCAUCUUUAUCAACAAUAUUGUCUUCUGUUGGUUGAAAUAACAUUGUUUUGUCCUGUGUAAUAAUAAUCUGCUAUAUGUCCAUAACUUGUAGCAUAAUAAUGUAUGGACUAGCAUGUUAUUAUGGGAUGUAAUUAUACUGGAUAGAGUCCAGUCAAAGGGCACAUCACACUGCUCCAUGUUGUAAUUUUAUUUUUGUAACAUUGUACUGGCAUACAUAAAGAGGAUGUACUGUUCAGACAACUGAGUGAUGCCUAGACAAAAUGGCAUGUGACAUUCCUGGCAUUUACUGCUCCAUUCUUUCAGGGUGAUUUCAGUGACCUUAAUAUGGAAAAUAUAUUACCUCAGAAAGGGUUCUGUUUUAAUUUGGAGUAAUAUGGAAAUAUUUGUUCUUGUUUUAACAUGGAAAAGGUAAUGUUGACAGUGAUGCUAUAUUGGCACCUGUACUAUCAAUGCUUGGAGGUCAAUUAAAAACCAACUGCUAACUAGGUUGUGAUAAGGUUGUGUAUUGUUUUGUUACCUGGUUUGGCCUUAACAGGUUGUGCUAAAUUAUUAUUGUUGGUUACUGCCUUCUCACAAUUUCAGUCACUAUUGCAAUGCACAGCCAGCAGGACAGUCCUGUUGAAUGAUUUUGUCUGUCUGAUUUUGUGUCCAUUUUGAAAUAACCAUAGAUUGAGACAAUGCUGUGUGGGGGGUCAUAGAGUCUGACUGCUGUGGUGCGUUUCCUUUUACUGUUAUUCAUGGUUUGAGCAAAUUGUACAAUUUCAUUUUAUUCAUACUGUAUGUUUCAUUAUGAGAUUAGCGUCACUAAAAAUAUAGUAUAAAUAAUAUAAUAAAAUGUCAUAAAAUGUCAUAUAAUAAAUGUGACUAAAACCACUCCCAGUUGAAUGCAUUCAGUAGAAUUUUUAAAGGGCUGCUUGAUUCUUACUGUUAUUAUUUAUAUAGCAUUUUAGUGCUUGAAGGUAAUUGCAUGGGAUACCUGUAUGUUUCUCUGUUGUUUUGAGGUUUUUUGCUACUAGCUAGUACAGCAUCAGUGAUAGUUUAAGGUGGUUGUGUGUCACGUGCAUGUCUUGUGUUGUGUGUGUAUUAAAGUAUGUAUAUGUAUGUCCACUUGCAUAAUGCACUUUUAACACUAAGAGGCUUAAAGCUGUCAAUUUUAUAAGUAUCUCUCUAUUUUCCUAAUGAUCAUUAAAACCAAAUCCAUACA